ACAUGGGUCAAGCACCUGCCAAAGAGGAAGAUUUCUCUUGGGCUUACACGGAAGAGCCUCAUGCUUCAAGACGCAAAGAAAUUUUGGCAAAGUAUCCACAAAUAAAGGAGCUUUUUGGUCAAGAUAAGGCAUUCCGUCCAGUUGUAGUAUGUAUGGUUAUAGCACAGAUAGUUUUUGCAUAUUUACUUCGAGAUUCGGAUUGGCUUUUGAUUUUGUUCCAAGCUUAUUUCGUAUCUGGAACUAUCAAUCAUUCACUCACGCUUGCAGUUCAUGAAAUUAGCCACAAUCAGGCUUUUGGUACUAAUAGACCACUAGCUAAUCGUAUCUUUGGAUUUAUUGCAAAUCUUCCAAUGUGUAUUCCAAUGUCAAUUUCAUUCAAAAAAUAUCAUUUGGAACAUCAUCGUAACCUAGGAGAAGAUGUCAUUGAUACCGAUGUGCCAACCGAAUUCGAAGCCAAAGUCUUCCGGACAUGGCUCGGAAAAAUGAUUUGGAUGAGUCUUCAACCACUUUUCUAUGGAAUCCGUCCAUUCAUGCUUUAUCCAAAAUCAAUGACUGAUUUGGAGUUGAUUAAUGUUGCAAUUCAACUUUUAUUCAGUACAUUUAUCUACACACAAUUCGGAGCAAAAUCAUUUUUCUUUUUGUUCGGAGGACUUGUUCUUGGAAUGGGAUUGCAUCCAUGUGCUGGUCACUUUGUUUCCGAACACUACGUUUUCAAGAAGGAUCAGGAAACUUACAGUUAUUACGGUCCAAUCAAUAUGGUAGUUUUCAAUGUCGGAUAUCACGUCGAACAUCACGAUUUCCCUUACAUAACUGGAUCAAAUCUUCCAAAGGUCCGCGAGAUUGCUCCUGAAUACUACCAGGAUUGGCAGACUCAUGACAGUUGGGUUGGUAUGAUGGCCGACUUCAUUUUUAAUCCAAAAAUGACCCUCCGCAAAAGAAUCAAGAGAAAAUAUGCAAAACCUGAUCAAUUCUCAUUCUAUGGAACUGGACCAUAUGAGACGAGUCAUGUUUAUCAGUCAAUUGCCAAUGUUGUGAACAUGCUCACUGGAUUCGGAGGACGUAAGUCCGUUGUGAAAUGCGACUGAUCUUUAUGCCAACACACAACUUUCUACCAAAAACUCGAGCCAAAUGUACAAACUAUGGUUUUGAUUGUUGUUUUAUUCUCUUUUGAUUUCGUUUUCACAUCCAUCCACCUUCUAUAUUGUUAGUAUUAUCAUUGCCAAGGUCAUGCCCUUUUUUGAUUCCCGAUUAAUUCCCAAAAUUCUACGCAAAAUUAUUGUUUCCUCGAAACCCCGCUGGUAACUCUCAAAGACCAUUUGAUCGCCGCUUGCCGCUUCUUUUUUCACACGUAUUUAUUUCCUACUAGUUUCCAAAUUAUUCUUGUUUUGUAGCAAUUACAAUAAAGUGUAGCUCUUCUUCU
Molecule: messenger RNA, 1420 nt
Organism: Caenorhabditis elegans
Lineage: Eukaryota; Metazoa; Nematoda; Chromadorea; Rhabditida; Rhabditidae
Gene: F33D4.4
Product: Putative sphingolipid delta(4)-desaturase
Exons: 6
Coding region: 3-1085 (360 amino acids)
Biological process (GO): sphingolipid metabolic process; lipid metabolic process; sphingolipid biosynthetic process
Cellular component (GO): membrane
Molecular function (GO): sphingolipid C4-monooxygenase activity; sphingolipid delta-4 desaturase activity; catalytic activity
Source: RefSeq, marked reviewed